Molecule: messenger RNA, 4255 nt
Organism: Scylla paramamosain (green mud crab)
Lineage: Eukaryota; Metazoa; Arthropoda; Malacostraca; Decapoda; Portunidae
Gene: Trp1
Product: translocation protein SEC62-like
Exons: 8
Coding region: 1896-3161 (421 amino acids)
Biological process (GO): post-translational protein targeting to membrane, translocation
Cellular component (GO): endoplasmic reticulum; endoplasmic reticulum membrane
Source: RefSeq, a predicted model, not a curated record
GUACGUGGGUGUCUGGCUGGAAGUGACGUCUGGACUAGUGUGUGUCUGUCUGGAAGUGACGUGGACCAGAUUGGAGUCACGGAGAGAAAAGAACACUGUAGUUAUCGUGUUAUGUGCCCAUCUGAUCCAUGGAAGGAUCCUUGUAAUGAAGAACCUGUGUGGUGUUGCAUAGUGUACUGUUUACUGUUUGUCACUUCACUACUCUUAUGCCAAAGUUACCAUAACAUUGAGGUUUUAUUAUUUGAUGAAACUGCAGUUUUAUACAAUACAUUCAUAUUGUAUUUUUCUGUAUUAUUUUAGAUUUACACCAUCAUACUUUAUAACAUUGUGAAUGUGAUUUUUGCCUACCUUACUGGAUUCUUUGAGUUUCCAUGGGAAAUUCAUAAUUUUCAAAAUGGACAAGGGUGCUUCCCAAAAAAUUCCCUAGACCUGAUCCUGUAGGAUAGGUGUGGUUAGGGUAGAUUAGUAUCCCAGAGGGGAGUUGAGGAAGGUACAACCCUCCAGCUAGGUUAGGUUAGGUUAGAUUAUCCCUGGAGGGUGGGGGGCCAUGAUGACACAGCCCCUCCAGCUAAGUUAAGGGGAUAAGGAGAUUAUGGUGUAAAUAAGAACAAUUACCUUUUUUUUUUCCCAGCCAUUAAUGGAGUCUGGUCAAAAAUACACUUUUCUUGCAUUUUUGUAAUGAGAAGAAUGAGUGUCAUUUUAAAUGCUAGACAUGCCAUAUGUGACCAUUAAUGGUCUUUAAUCUAUGGUCUAGUGAAUUUCUUCUGUUAGUGGCACAGCUGAGGUGGAUCUCUACCAGAUCCAGUUUUCUAAUUUUCUCUCAAAAUACGAGUGAUCUGGUAAAAGCUUGAGUAUCCUGGAGUAGGCAGUUCAUCUGGCACAGUUUGGAGCCACUUGUCCAGCCUUCUUUGGAAGAGCUGCGCUUAAAUGUAUCUAAGCCUUGUUUGCCUCCAAUGUGCACUAUGGAGUGGUGGUCCCAGAACUGAUCAUUGCAGGACUGUACUUUGAGCAGCACUAGCUUCUGAUUGUUCACUAUGAACCAACACCUUUUGAGUUCUCCUGGUGAGGAAGCUGUGCAGCCAUCUUUGUAAAGAAUGUGCUGUGCCAUGUUCUCUUAGCUUAUGGAGAAGUAUACCAUGUCCAUAUACUUUAUCAGAAGCUUUUGCAAAAUCCAGAUUGCUUUAUCUCCUUCAUGGGUAUACUGAAGAAUUUUUUCUUGAUAGGUGAGGAACAUAAUCAGUUUUGUUGGAAUCCAUAUUGCCCAUCAUUUAGAAUGUUAUUGGUUGCAAAGAAAUUUAUUGUCCUCUUCCUUAUAACUCAUGGGGAAUCCCCAGAGAGGACAACGCCUAAACGCUCAAUUCAAAAUGGUCAGACCAUAGUAAAAUCUUUAUGCAUUUUUACAGCCUAUAAGUUUCUUACAUAAAUCAUAGAAUAUUGUUGUUUACAUCAGUCUGUUCCCUGGCUGAAGCAGGUACAGGGAUCUUCUGAAGAGAUGUAAGACUUGGGACUUGUUAUACUUAUGUGCCAUUUAUUGUAUAAAACUGCAGAAAUACUUUUUAGUUAGUAUUUCACAAUAAUUAUGACCUCUUAUUUUUUUUUCUGUCACCUUAAUCUUACUGGUGCCCUUUUAGCUAUCAUCCACUUUAUAAACAGUACUAAGUGUAAUAUACACUACAAUUGUACAGUGUUAUAUGUAAGUCUGUCAACUUAAUCUUACUGGUGCCCUUUAGCUAUCAUCCACUUUAUAAACAGUACUAAGUGUAAUAUACACUACAAAUGUACAGUGUUAUAUGUAACUGAAAUAUGUAGUGGACUGACAAAAGAUAAAUAGUUAUAAUAAAUUGUUUAUUGUAAUCUGGAAAAAAAAAAACAACACCUGAGGACAAGGAGCAAAAAUGGCCAAGAAGAGACCUAGGGACAUUCCAGUGCCAGUGGAGGAGAAGCCCACCAAGCAGGAGUAUGCUGUGGCCACAUACUUAAAGAAGAACUGCCCCACAAAGAAAACAAAGUUUCUCAAUCACCAGGUCCAGUAUUUUUAUGCAAAUAAAGCCAUUGAUAUUCUUCUGGAUUCACAAUGGGCCUCUGGCAAAGACAUCCUCUUCACAGAUCGGCAGUCUGUUGUGGAUUACUGCAACAAGUUACUGAAAUUAAAGUUCUUCCAUCGAGCCAAAAAGAUUCCCAUCACAGACAAGGAUUUAAGACCUAAAGAUCUCAAGAAGAAAAAGGAAAAGGAGAAAGAAGAGAAAAAGAAGAAAGAGACUGAUAAAAAGGAAAAGAAAGAAGAAAAAAAAGAGAAAGAAGAAAAGAAAGAGAAGGAAGAGAAAAAAAAUGUAGAGGAAGACAAAGAUGAAAAUGAAGAGGAAGGAGAGGAAGAGUCAAGGCCAGAAGCUGGGACUACAGAUAAAGAGGAAAAAGAUGGCAAAGACAAGGAAGAGGAAAAAGAAAAGAAAAAGAAAAAGAAAUCCAAGAUAAAGUUAGAUAUGCAUUUGGAACAGGUGUUUGUUGAUGGAAGUGAUGCCUAUGUGUGGAUGUACGACCCCAUACCAUUUUGGUACUACAUUGUGGGGGCUCUGUUUCUCUUUGGGGCCAUAGCUGUGUGUCUUUUCCCUCUGUGGCCACCAUCUGUCAGAAAAGGAGUGUACUACUUAAGCAUAGCAGCAGCCGGCUUCCUGGGCUUGAUUCUUGGGUUGGCAGUGGUGCGGUUUAUUGUGUUUAUCAUCAUCUGGGUGCUAACUAUGGGCGUCCACCAUCUCUGGCUCCUCCCCAACCUGACAGAAGAUGUUGGCUUCUUUGCAUCAUUUUGGCCUCUCUAUCAUUACGAAUACCGAGGUAAAGGCUAUGAAAAGAAGAAAAAAAAGAAAAAGAAGGUAACAUUGGAGGUAGAUGAUGAUGACCAAGAUAAAAAGUCUGAUGGGGAAGACACAGUAGAUGGCCAAGACACAGCACCAGAGACUGACAAGCCAGAGACAGAUGCAGACAGAACUGCUGGUGAGGAGCAGACUGCUGCAAGUGAGACUGACUCAGAAAAUUCAAAUUCACAAGCCUUUGAAAUAGUAGAGAAGGAAGAUGUAGUUGAACCAGAGAAAGGGAGUUGUGUAGAGGAGGUGAAGGCAGAACAUACAGAGGAAGGUUCUGAGGUGGAGGAAACGUCCAGAUCCUAAGGGAAUAAUAAUUUAUGUAGUACUUAAAAGGUAUGAUGCCACCAGAGUUCAUGAUGGUCAGUGUUUUAUAUUAUAACAUAAAAGUAAUCUCAUUCAAAUUUCACAUUAUUUGAACUUGAAUAUCUGAAACAUUUGCUAAGCAUUGAAGAAUAAUGGUCAGAUACAUGAAAAUAAUAUUUGUUGAUACUAUUUCUUAAUAUUAAAAAGGAAGUCCUAUUUAUUUUUUGAGAUUAUACAUAUGUGUUCUACUGCAUAGUUUAGGGAUUUCAAAAUGUGAUAUUAUUCAGUGAAUACAGGUAUAAGGUUUUAGAAAAUGUGCUGUUGGAUGUUAUAUCUCAUAAAAAGAUUGUUAAGUCCCACCAUCUCCAGUGAAACCUGACCAGCUUAUGAUAAGAAUACAUAGAGAGGAGAGCAAGGUUGUGCCCAGGUCGUGAACUUACCAAGACACGAGUUCCCUGAACGGAACAUUUAUGUUGAUCCAUGAAACAAAUAUCCUUCAAGUUUCAUGUUUGCAAGAAUUUUGAGGUAAAGGAUCGCACAUCUCUGUUGCUCAGUAAAUGUUACAUGGGUAUUUAUGUCACUAGCUAAGGUGUGGGGAUAACACAGUAUUGGGCAUGCAUGUGGAUUCUGUUCCUCGAUCUUUCACCCAGACUGAAUUGCACAAAUAUUAUUUAACAUCCAGUGUAUCAUUAUUUCAGUCACUGAAUUUCACUCAUCAUUGUCCUUGGCAUCAUACAAGUAGUCACAUUUUGAGACACAGGUAUUGGUGAGUUUUCACAAAUGUCAUCCUCUUGUGUCUCUAGAUCUGUCUAGAGAUAGGCAUUUGUGGGAAACUCACAUAACCAAAGUAUUUAUGUCAGAGGCUUAUCGAUGUGAAAUAUUCUAUAGCAAAUGUAGUACUUUGAAAUGGAAGAUGUUUAAUGAAACUAUUGAAUGGAGACACACAGGACCACAGUGUAGGAUGUUAUUAAUUUCCUGACUGAUAUUAAAACUAAGUGAAUACUGUGCCUGGGAGCUGCCAGCCACAUUCUGUUUUGUAUGUGUCAAGGGGUAUUAUUUUGUAAUUAUUAAAAUGCAAUAUUUUAUUUCAAAAA